Molecule: messenger RNA, 1897 nt
Organism: Erpetoichthys calabaricus (reedfish)
Lineage: Eukaryota; Metazoa; Chordata; Cladistia; Polypteriformes; Polypteridae
Gene: ccdc82
Product: coiled-coil domain containing 82
Exons: 8
Coding region: 189-1589 (466 amino acids)
Cellular component (GO): nucleus
Source: RefSeq, a predicted model, not a curated record
CCGGUGCUGUGAGUGGCAGUGCUACUUUUCAGACGCGCCUAGCAGGAUGACAACAUUUUUGGUGCGGAACUUAAACGUAGAAGCGGCAAAGUGUUGUUGCGCAUUAGAAAUUGACAGGGAGUCGGAGAGAUGUAGGAGGGCAUCGAAGUGCUUGGUUCCCCGCCCGAGUGAAUUACAGGUUUCACAGUAUGGCAACUGCAGGCAGUUCCAUAAUUUACCAGACAAGAAGAAGAACCAAUGCAGACAAAGAAGCAAGAAAAUCUCGUAUUGACAGGCGGCGGACAAGAAUUGGUUCUUUAAGCUUACUUCAAGACAGCAGUGAUGAUACAGAUGUGGAUUUGGACAGUGAAACGUCCAAGGACAGUGCAGAAAAAACUGCCAGCUCUUCUGAGGGCACAGAGGAUGAUAAGGCAAAAGUAGAAGAGUCGAACGGAGUUGGGAGCGAUGAAGAGGAUGUUGUUCACAGGAGCAGCCGCAAGCGAAAAUCCUCAGCUAUGCUAAACGAGAAUGAGACUGAAUCAGACAGUGAUGAUGGCCCCCCAGUUAGAAAAGUUGCUGCAAAGAAAUGUCCCAGUUUUUUUAAAGAUGACUCAGAAUCCAGUGAUGAUGCUGAAGGCCAUGAGUCUCCUACUUUUGGAAUUGAGAAGGACAUUGAAACAAAAGAAAAGGUUAGUUUGAAGAAGAAAGAAAGAUAUGCAAAGCUGCAACAGUUAUCAGAGAAGAGGAGGAGUAAAGACAGACGCUCCACUGGAACAUGGCAGGAUCCUGAUGAUGAUUUCCAGGAGAAUGCUAUACUGUCAUCAAGCAGUGAUGAUGAAAGUGAAGACAGCCUGAAGGAAUUUAUAGUGGAAGAUGAAGAUGUAGAAGAAAGUAAUUCACAUGACUUUGUUAAAAAACACCACAGUCAGCCUCCAGAACGACUCUUCGCAGAGCAUCACCUUUCAAUCUUUUCAUUGGGAAGUCCAUACGCAUAUUUCCAGAUUGUUGUAAAAGCACUGCUGAUCAACGCUGUCGACGGCACCUUUUUGAAAUCUCUGUACGAUGGAAGUCGAAAGAAGAUGUAUGCAAAGGAGAUGACCAGGGCCCUCCACUACUUUGAUGAUCGCUUUGUUGUUCCACGGCUACAGAAUUUAUUGCAAAGGAGUAGAUGGAAAGAAAGAUACAAGGAGCGUGUAGAGUGUUACCCGGAAGUGAAGGUUAUUAACACUGGAAUAAAAAGUGACCCCUGUGAGGCAUGUGAAAUGCAUAAACAUACCAGGUACUCAGUGGUCCUGUCGGGACAACUGUAUGACAACAAGACCAUGGAUAAUGAUGACUUCCUGCCAAAUGAUGUUCAAGAUUUCAGUGUUGGCAGCGUUUGUGCAGGGAGAACCAAGGUUUAUCACAAAUUGAAACAUUUUAAAUAUCAUCUUUUUAAACUUUGCUCUUCGGAGAUUCAGUUUGAAGAUCAAUGUGAUGAGCCCGUGAAGGACAGAGUGUCACGAGUGUUCAACGACUUAGAAAACAAAGGCUGGAUUAAAGAGCAAUUUGAGCUGUUUGAAGAUUGCCAGAACGAUGCUGACUUCUUCCAAGAUGAGAAACUGGAUUAAGGACUGAAGUACAUCACAGCCAGCGGCUGAGAACAUUUUAGAUUUCGAGCUACUGCAAUUUUCUUUUAAGUAAUUUAACUUCCUAAAUUUAAUCAACAUUUUUUAGCAUCAUAGAAGUUCAAGAAUUAUGACAUAUUUUUUGGAGAUUUGAAAUGUUUUGUUAACGUUUUAUCAUUCUGUAUAUUUUAAUUUGUUUAAACUUUGACAGCACUUAUUAUUUUUUACAAUUACAAACAUUCAGCUGUUGUUUUAUUCUUUGUAGCUUUGAGUCCUGCUAAUACAUAUUAAGAUGUAAAUUACUGUAUGUA